AUGGAUGAUGAGGAUGGUCGACAGGAUGGGGAACCACAGCAUGGGGACCCUCCUCCUGACCGUAAAAAUAAUGAAGAUUCUUCAAAAUCAGGUCUCGAGAUCUUUAACACUGACUUGGAAAAGACGACAGAGGUGAAGGCUCUUAAACCCUGGAACUGUCUUUUUGAAAACAAACCCACUGGUAAAUCAUCCUUCCCCUCUGUGGAAGACAUUUCUGAUAGAAAAAUAGGCAAAUUUGCUAUUGCAAUACCAGAUGUGGUUAUACAUCAUAGUAUAUCUCUAAUGGCUUUCUCUCUAGCGGGAAAAUUUGUUGGACCAAGACCCAAUAUUGAGGAUGUUAGGUCUUCUGUUAAGAAAAAAUGGAGGCUGAAAGGACAGGUUGAUGUUUUAGCCCUGUCAAGGGGAUUUUUUGUUUUCUCCUUCUCUUGUGGGGAAGAUUUGGAAAUGAUCUUGAGUGGAGGACCAUGGAUGUUUGGGAAAUCUUUGCUAUCCUUAAGGAAAUGGUCUCCAAAUAUAGAACUCAAUGACUCUUUUUUUGAAUCUGCUCUAGUUUGGGUGAGGCUGCCUAGUUUGCCGCUUGAAUUCUAG
Molecule: messenger RNA, 588 nt
Organism: Cryptomeria japonica (Japanese cedar)
Lineage: Eukaryota; Viridiplantae; Streptophyta; Pinopsida; Cupressales; Cupressaceae
Exons: 1
Coding region: 1-588 (195 amino acids)
Source: RefSeq, a predicted model, not a curated record